Messenger RNA from Tripterygium wilfordii, 1708 nucleotides. RefSeq names its product mitochondrial arginine transporter BAC1-like. Gene Ontology annotation, molecular function: L-ornithine transmembrane transporter activity. Gene Ontology annotation, biological process: mitochondrial L-ornithine transmembrane transport. The transcript has 8 exons. NCBI's taxonomy places the organism in Eukaryota, Viridiplantae, Streptophyta, Magnoliopsida, Celastrales, Celastraceae. The record is from RefSeq and is a predicted model, not a curated record. Bases 345 to 1172 code for a protein of 275 amino acids.
GACACCCCACUCGCACCACAAACAUUUGCAAUAAGCAGUGGGUGUGGGCGGUCGUCUAUCGUCUCCUCUUCGAACACUCUCGCCGUCCGCGGAUCCAACCAAAAUUGGAUUACUCGAGAGAGAGUGUUUGGUUACAAGGACACAAUAGUAAUGCUUAUUUUGUUGGUUAGAGACAGAUUGAAAUAGAGAGACACAGGAGUUAAACAGAGGAAGAGGAAAAUGGGGGAGAUUUCCGGUUACCGGGAGUAUUUGGCAGGUUUGAUCGCUGGCGUUGCCACCGUCGCUAUUGGUCAUCCCUUUGACACCGUCAAGGUGUUCGACGAAAGGUGUUAACCAUUUGCUCAAUGUAUCAGGUGAAGCUGCAAAAACAUAAUACUGAAGCUCAUGGGAUUAAGUAUAGGAACGGAUUGCAUUGCACGGCUAGGAUACUAAAGACAGAAGGGAUUAAAGGACUUUAUACAGGGGCAACAUCAUCUUUUAUUGGGGUGGCUUUUGAGAGUUCACUUCUUUUUGGCAUUUAUUCACAGACAAAACAAUCUCUACAGGGAGAGUUACAAAGUGAUAAGCCACUGCCCAAAGUCAUAAUUCCAUCGGCAGCUUUUAGUGGAGCUAUAAUUAGUUUCGUCUUAUGUCCAUCUGAGCUGGUUAAGUGUAGGAUGCAAGUUCAGGGAACUGACUCUGUGGUUCCAAAGUCCAGCAGAUACAGUAGUCCUCUGGAUUGUGCUCUUCAGACUGUGAAAAGUGAAGGGGUUACCGGAAUUUUUCGUGGAGGACUUGCAACGUUUUUAAGAGAAUCUGUUGGAAAUGCAGUCUUCUUUAGUGUUUAUGAGUAUGUUCGUUAUUACAUGCAUUCACAACUGAAAGCUGCUUCCUUUAACCACAGCAAUUUGUUUGACAUGGGUGUUGGUAUUGUUAGUGGUGGCCUUGGUGGUGUAGCUUUCUGGUCUGCUGUUCUGCCUUUGGAUGUGGCAAAAACCAUUAUUCAGACUUCACCAGAUAGAAGCUCUUCUAGAAAUCCGUUUCAAGUUCUGAACAUGAUUUACAGGAGGACUGGACUUAAAGGAUGCUAUGCUGGUUUAGGUCCCACAAUAGCGAGAGCAUUUCCUGCUAAUGCUGCUGCAAUUGUCACCUGGGAGCUAGCAAUGAAAAUGUUGGGAAUCAAGCACGAUUAAAGAUAAUUCACUUAUAAUGUUUUUUCUUGACCUUUCAAGCAAUCCGAUGGCUAGGCCAUGUAUGUUUCCUGAAUCACUGGAUUCACACUAAGCAGUUUACUCUAAUUUAAAUUUCGGAGAGAAGAAUUCUCUACACUUCUGCUAGACACACAAAAAAGGAGAUAAGUGACAAGUUGGUGCGUAUUUUCUGGUUGGCAUACUAAUUUACAUGUCAACUUACAACGGAACACAUAAUUGGUUCCAUGGUCUGGUUGAAGAGGUUGCUUAAGCAAGCACCAUUUGAAGUAUAGGAGUAUGUGUCUCUGUUCUUGCAAUAACCAUCCAGGUCAUGUGUAUUGAACUUGUUUCAUAGAAACAAUUGAGCAGAAAUUUGAUUGAUACUGCUUCUGAUUUGUGAACGGACACAAAACUGUCAUGCUGAUGAGUCUUUGUAAUUCUUCUGUGUCAAACUUGGCAUAUCCAUAUCUUAAUGUUGAUUGAAUUUUACAUUACAACCCUUCAUGGUUUGCAAUGGGAAGUUGUAGUUUCACUAUUCA